ACCCGCAGCCGAGCGUCCCCUCCCCCAACCCGUCGGUCUCCUCGGCGGCUACUGCAGAGGAUCCAGAGCCGAGUAGCUGAAGAGGAGGAGGCUCUCAGUCCCUGCGCGCCAUCCGCCACCCUACGGACACCGGUGAGGGAGCCAGAGCGUCGCCGCUGCAGCCGCCAGAACAGACAAGGGCAUCGCCGCCUCAGCCGUCGCUGCUUUUUGCCUGCAGUCGCUCGCCGAAUCCUCAGUCUUCCAAAAUGAACCCUGUGUACAGCCCCGUGCAGCCUGGGGCACCCUAUGGCAACCCUAAGAACAUGGCCUACACAGGUUAUCCUACAGCCUAUCCGGCAGCUGCUCCUGCCUACAACCCCAGCCUCUACCCCACCAAUAGCCCCAGUUAUGCUCCAGAGUUUCAGUUCCUGCAUUCAGCUUAUGCAACUCUGCUGAUGAAACAGGCCUGGCCACAGAACUCAUCUUCCUGUGGCACUGAAGGCACCUUCCACCUCCCAGUGGACACCGGGACCGAGAACCGAACUUACCAAGCAUCCUCUGCAGCUUUCAGAUAUACUGCAGGGACACCAUACAAGGUCCCACCAACCCAGAGUAAUACCGCUCCACCCCCCUACUCCCCAUCACCCAACCCAUAUCAGACGGCCAUGUAUCCAAUCAGAAGUGCCUACCCCCAGCAGAAUCUGUAUGCCCAGGGAGCCUACUACACACAGCCGGUGUAUGCUGCCCAGCCCCAUGUCAUCCACCACACCACAGUCGUCCAGCCCAACAGCAUUCCCUCUGCCAUCUACCCAGCACCUGUGGCUGCCCCCAGGACCAAUGGUGUGGCCAUGGGNNAGCUGGGAGGUGUUUACAUUUUUCUGUCUGGAUGCUCAGGUACCCUGCUGACUACACCCCAGCACACUGCGAUUGGGGCACACCCUGUCUCCAUGCCAACAUACAGGGCCCAAGGAACCCCUGCGUACAGCUAUGUGCCCCCGCACUGGUAAAGCCUGCAGCCCAUCCAAAUCUGGAGUCACACAUUGUAUGCAACUACUCAAGUCUUACACCGGUGCUGGAGCAGUCCCCUAGCAGCACCGCUUCUAUUUGCAAGAAGAGACAACGGAAGUGCAAGGGUCACUUUAUGCAUCUUUAGUGGUUUUGGUUUUUGAUUUUUGUAAAAGCUGCUUUUUCUAAUCUCCUGCCUCUCCUGAUUGUCCCCUCUUAGCCGGUCAACCAAUUCCAGCCCCUCUUCUUACCUGGCCAGCUUGUAGUCUUUUCUCCCCCAGCACCCAGUCCCGGGGAUCCUGGUCUAGUGGCCAGCAGCCAGUGGGGGUUUAUUGCAAUGGUUCAGCUGAAGACUCAAGUUUCAUUUGAAGAGCAGAAACAUAUGUGGCCCUGAGGUCUGUUGGGCAGGCCACGUCUUUAGAGGGUUAGUUUUUUGUUUUUGUUUGGGGGGUGGGGUGGGGGGUUUCCUAAGCAAGAUUAGUUUAGGACAUGACCACAUCCUGACACAAAUGAAAUCUCUUCUGAGAACCAUCGCAACAAACCGAGAACAGAAUCACCUUAUUAAUAGCAGCUUGACACCAGGCUGAGCAACCUGGGGAACCAGGUUUUCCUUGGGAGAACUUGGAGGAGGGUGGGCGAGGGAGGGCAUGGUGGGAAGGGAGAGGGGAGAAGGGGAGCGGGUGCUUGCCUGCUGGCUUUGUUUAAAAGGUCCCUGGCCAAAUUGGCCUGGACCUUCUGAUUUGCACAGUGAUAGAAACUGGCUUGGCACUUCUCAAAAGAUGAUUUUGACCUCAGACAUGCCAAGCAGCUUCAGGGUGCUUGGGACCUUGGUGUCCCAAGACAUUGGAAGGCCAGGUGCUCCGUGUAACCCAGUCCCCAGCCUCUGAGCCCUCGGGGGACACACUCGGGCGGGGGACAUCCUCCUCCUUGGAAUGGGAACCUCUGGCAUUUCUCUCCCUUCCCCUCGGCCCUUCCCAGUGCCAGGGCUCACCUGGUUGUCCACAAGGCUGGCAGGUAGACCAAGCUCUCGGUUACCUUGUGCCCUUCAUGACCAAAGUGAAGGGACCAUAUUCCAGGUGGGUGCUGGCGGCUCUGAAGGUCAUGAUAGUGAAGGAAAAGCAAUAGCAAUAAACAUUUCAUAGACUCAUGGAACUGAAGGGACCUUAGCAAUCAUCUCACCCAUUCCCUGUUUGGUAGAUGAUGGGAGUGAGGCUCAGAGAAGAAGGAAAGACUUCCCUAGGCCUACCAGCGAAUGAGUAGAACAUGCAACCUUCCCAGAGGGGCAUACUGCCUGCAAAAAUUGAUGGAGGGAUGGAGUGGCUUGGUUUUUACAAAACUAAGUCAGCAGUGCCCACACCUGGCCGCCUCUGGAACAGCCUCUGGGCUUUUGUUUUCUGCUCUUUUCCUUCACGGACUCCAAAGGCAGAGUUUGAAGACAGGGCAGAAGCCCCGUGGGGCAGAUGGCAGGAACAGAAAAUGCAAGUGGAGAAACAGCAUUCACAACUGCUGUGAAGACCCUGCAACUUCCAUCCCACGGCUCGCUCCCACCCUGGGAGAGGAGCAAGUGGCUGGCUGAGGAGGAGAGGCCGUGGGUUGGGGACUCCAGCCCCUCAGCUGGAGAGGAGAGAGGGAUGACGGUGGGGCCCAGGAGACUGAUGCACACCUGGGAGAGGAGGCAUAGGGGCCUCUGCUAGACUCAGCCAGAAGCCGGGUUGCCCAGCCUGGCCCUCUUGCCCCCCAGUGCUUGCUUGGCUGGGCCUGUAGCCCCUCGGGUGGGGCAGGAGGCAGGCAUUUUAAUGUUCAUAAUGGUAGCAUUGUCAGCAUUUGGGACUUUUAAGUAUCUAUUUUUUAAUUUAUCAGACUUGGACACCUCCCUGCCCCUACCUACUAUGUCCCCCUGAAGAAUGAAAAAAAUCAUGAUAAAACCUGACUGAAAGGACCUCAGGAGCUGCCCAACCCUUCCCAGGGGGGCAAAAGCCCAUCAUAUCCUUGGCACAGAGCCUGGGGGUCCACCCCCUGGUCUUCCAGGGAGCUGCAGGCCCAGUAAGAAGAAUCCAGUUGGUUAGUCUGGAAUGCUGAAGAGCUUUGUGUUUGAAAGAACAGUUUUCCAGUGUUAAUCUUUUUUUUCUUUUUUUUUUGCAAAUACCUCCCCUCACCUGCCUCUGCUUUGUAUGGGUGGGUGAAGGUCUUUUUAGAUUAGGUCAAGGGUUUGAAAAAAUGCCAAAAUAAUAAUAUUGAUGAUAACAAUAGGAAACCUUUGCAUUUGUUGGGUGCUUUAUAAAUUUCAAAGCAUUUAACAGCCUUUAAUUCACUAGCCCUGAGAGAGAAGGCACGAGAGCCAGCCUCAGAGUUAUUCCAGGCACUGGACAGUGAGGACACCAGGGAUAGAAGGGAAAGGAACUUGUUGAAAUUGAGUUGAAUUCUGGGAAGCUGUGGGCUUCUGGAACUCCAGCUCCUCCAGUUGGGCUUGGGUGGAACAGUACGGGGGCAUGCAGGGGACCUAGGAAGGCCCUUCCUUGUCACUUGGCUUUGUCUAUCAGUAAGUAAAAGCCCGAGAUCUAGUACCUCACAGUUCACAAAGCAAUUUCACGUACAUCGCCUGGCUUAAUCCUUCCAGUAGCCCUGUGAACUAGAGAGUAUUCCUCCCCUUGACCUGAGAGGGAACAUCAGAGAGAGAAAGUGGCUUUCUAAGUAAGCAAUGCCACUCCAACCCAAGUCCGCUUGCUGUCCCCUUCCCCUCCACACACAGGCUCAUACAAGUAAGCCUCCAUGCUCGCUCGCCACCCCGUUGUGGCCCCUGGGAUGUCACUCAGGAUCCGAGAGGCCCGGAGACGAAGACCAGAGCAAAGGCCCUGAAAGGCUGUGGUCUGGAAGCAAAGAGCCCAGGUCCAGCACUCCUCCUUAGCGGCCGGCUGGGGGUCCGCUGGCCUCACCCUCUUGCCUUGACUGAGAUCCACAAGCCUGGCCAAGCUUGGGGAGUCACUGCAAAGGGACUGAGCCCUGGAGAACCGAGCUGUAGUGUGCCUCUAGGGAGGUCGCAGGUACCGUCUACAGAUUCUGGAUUGCUCAAGCACCAGGCUGGACAGGUGGUCAGAGCUGGAAGGGCCUCUCCCUAUAGGAAGGUAUGAGCCAGCAGAGAUAACAUGUCCCCAGGACGAGAGCGUGCGCUUUGAAGGUGGACCGCAUGCCAGCCCCCUCCUUCCACUGCUCUCUCCGUGGGCCACAGCAUAGAGACAGGUCAGGGAGAUGCUCGUGGUUCCUCAGUCCUCCAGGCUUCUCCCUACUUCUGCCUGAUUUCUUCUCCUCAGCAGCCUGGGCUGAGGAAGUUUGAGUCUGGAAGUUGGACUAUCCCGAGGUGGUGAAAGCCUAGAACAAUCUUGUUCCAUCUUUUGAAGUAAAAAUAAAAUUAUUUCAUUUCUUAA
Molecule: messenger RNA, 4406 nt
Organism: Echinops telfairi (small Madagascar hedgehog)
Lineage: Eukaryota; Metazoa; Chordata; Mammalia; Afrosoricida; Tenrecidae
Gene: FAM168A
Product: family with sequence similarity 168 member A
Exons: 9
Coding region: 246-986 (246 amino acids)
Biological process (GO): positive regulation of base-excision repair
Source: RefSeq, a predicted model, not a curated record